Messenger RNA from Thalassophryne amazonica, 1927 nucleotides. RefSeq lists its product as uncharacterized. The transcript has 7 exons. Gene Ontology annotation, biological process: cell adhesion; positive regulation of cell population proliferation. Gene Ontology annotation, cellular component: plasma membrane. The record is from RefSeq and is a predicted model, not a curated record. NCBI's taxonomy places the organism in Eukaryota, Metazoa, Chordata, Actinopteri, Batrachoidiformes, Batrachoididae. Bases 122 to 889 code for a protein of 255 amino acids. Gene Ontology annotation, molecular function: cytokine activity; stem cell factor receptor binding.
ACACACACACACACACACAUACACACACACACACACACACACACACCAUGAGCUCCGUCGCUGAACGGAAAACACUGAAUUUCAUGAACUGGAUUUAAGAAACCUGGGAUUCUUGCUCCAUAUGAGGAAGAAAAUCUUGAAACCAUCUUGUCUCCUCUUGAGUUUGUUCACAAGUUUAAAUCUCUGCUGUGGAAAAUUCGGCACCCCAAUAACUGACGAUGUGAGCAAGCUGUCGUUAUUGAAGCAAAACAUCCCCUGUAAUUAUGCAAUUCCUGUUCAAUACAUUCCCAAAGAAGUGGGUGGCACGUGUUGGGUGGUGUUAAAUAUUUACCCUUUGGAGCAAAGCCUUCGGAACCUAGCCAACAUGUUUGGUGACAUUUCAUCCAACAAAGAGCACAUACUUGUCUUCAUUGCGAUGUUGAAGAGUUUACGCUUCACUUUUGACCACGAGGAACUGGAAACAACAAUGCAACUGUUCCAGUGUCACUAUCAGAACAGCAGCUUGAUAUCGGGUCUUUACUUUGACUUUGUCAGAGACAUUUUGCACACAGCUGCUCAAGGGACCUCCGGUUUCUCAUGUAAGCCCCCACCAUGCCUUAAACGUGGACAAAUUCCAGGAGGUCACGAAGGGGGUGGUGCGUACAGCUGGUCAGCACGAGGCCCCCUGUUUCUGAUUCUCAUCCCCAUCACAGCUUGUAUUGUUCUCAUAGUGUGGCUGGUCAAAUCGGGAAGGCGUUUUCCUUUGUGUGCAGUGGAAAAUAACCAAAUGGCACCUUCUGACACCAUCUCAUCUGUGUCUGUUUCCAUCCCGCUUCAAAUCCUCGCCCACGCUGCUGCUGCUGACACUCAGCCAGCAGGAGAAGCAACACUUGAACAUGAAAGCGGAUGAGGCUCGAGAAACAGAGAAGAGAGGACAAGAGAAACUCAGACAGCACUCUCCCGCAUGCUCAUGUUAUUGUAAGGAGUCUGCCAGGAAAACCCUGCGUGGGCUAACGCUCGAGUGUGCUUCUGCUUUCGCACAUCUGAGAGCACAAAACCUGACCUGUGUCAGAAAAGUCACCCCACUUCUUGUUGGACUGGAGAAAUAAACUCCAAACAACAGCUGGUCAAGUGCAUUCCUUUAGAAAUGUGUUGAGCAGACCAGCUCGUUCCUGGAGCGCUGAACUGGUACAAGUCUGUGAUUUUCACCUGCAAAUGGAGCCUCAAAUCACUGAGACUGAAAUGUUGGCGAGCUGGAACUAAUCCUGGUCAUCCCACAGAGUCUCAGUUGGCGUGGCUACCAGUCACUCUGGAUGCCCUCUUGAUGGUACUUCUGUGCGUUUGAGGUGCCAUUGAGUGCUUGCGUUUGCCGCCUGCAGAAACAAACCAAAUUAUGGGCCACGCUGUUCACAACAGCUUUAUCCACAUGCUGCCGUACCCACUGUGUGCCCGAUACAGCUGAAAUCAGAUUCAUCUGUGAAGGAGACUGACCUUCAGUCUGCCAUUGGCCAUCUGUGAGGGAUUCAUGCCCACUCCUGUCAAUCACAAAGAUGAAAUGCACGGCUGUCGAUGCCUCAAUACGAACGCCAAACAUGCAAGAACCCAUUUCGAAGAUAGAAGGCCAGUUGGCGUAGGGCCAACACUUCUGAAUCAUGUUUCAGAGCUUUCAAAUGGUACAGAAAUGGACAUUCACAGCUCUGUCAAAACUCUUUGUUGGAAACUGUGGCAAGAAUGCCACUGACGUAAUAACACCACAAAUUAAUUAAUUUGGAUCAUACUUUUAAGGCUUAGAUAUAUGGCUAGGAACAAAAAAUAAAACCACAACUAUAGGUUUUUCUACAUUUUCUGGAACAGGAACAUUUAUUUAAAGUAAUACAUAAUUGUAUAAAUAAACAAUGAUAUAAUAAACAUGGUAACUAGUCAGUGACUUUUUUAUUAUUUAAGUACA